This is a messenger RNA of Amphiprion ocellaris (clown anemonefish), 1559 nucleotides long. It is a transcript of the gene asgr1a, whose product is annotated as asialoglycoprotein receptor 1a. The transcript is spliced from 8 exons. The coding region runs from base 110 to 946 and encodes 278 amino acids. Lineage: Eukaryota; Metazoa; Chordata; Actinopteri; Pomacentridae. The record is from RefSeq and is a predicted model, not a curated record.
CAGCGGGACACUCGGUGUUUUCCAGUUCAAAGUGCGUUUGGAGGCCGACGACCUGCGGCUCUGUUUGGACAGUUGACGGUCUGCGAGAAGACGGAGCGGAGACAUCGCCAUGACGACUGAGUACCAUGACGACGUGGAGGACGACAGCAGCUCCUUCUGGAACAAAGAGCCUCGGCCCGUCGCCCUGUCCGUCCACGGAUACAGACGCUGGAUGUUUCCGGCUGCCGCGGCGACGCUCGUCCUCGUCCUGAUUAUCGCCAUGGCGGCCAGCAACGCCAGGACGUCGAGCCGACUGUGGUCUGUGGAGAAAAGUGUCUCCAACCUGAGUGAAUCUCUGAGCGACGCCCAGCAGCUCACCAAAGAUGCAGCUAAAGACGUCCAGCGGCUCAAGUUUGCUGUGGAGAGCAACAAGGACCAGCUGACGUCGGUAUCGGAGGCUUUGAAGCAGCUUUCAGCCCUCGACUCCAUCAAGAGGACGGUGGCAGCGCUCAAAUGUUCCCUCGAACGCUUCAUCAACAACGGGUCAACGGCGGACGGCUGCUGUCCUCUGGGUUGGGACGCCUUCAGCUCCAACUGUUACCUCUUCAGCAAGGAUGCUUUGUCGUGGGACGAUGCCAGAGACUGGUGCAACGGACACGAGUCCCACCUGGCCAUCCUCCUGACCGACGAGGAGUGGGACUUUGUGACCCGUCACACCUCAGGCAGCUUCUACUGGAUCGGUCUGACCGAUGAGAGGACGGGGAAGUGGGAGUGGGUCAACCAGACGCCCUACGUGAUGAACCGGAGGCGCUGGAAGCCGGGUCAGCCGGACAGCUGGACGGCUCACGGUCUCGGUCCCGGAGACGAAGACUGCGCUCAUCUUCACUUCGAUGGACGCCUCAACGACCUGCACUGCUCCAGCAAGCUACGCUACGUCUGUCAGAAACACAGCCAGCGCAGCAGCUGAACACCAGCAAAUAGUCUGAUCCACAGCAGACCGUCACUUACAUACACCAGCAAAUAGUCUGAUCCAUGAUGGGCUGUCACCUACAUACACCAGCAAAUAGUCUGAUCCACAGCAGACAGUCGCCUACAUACACCAGCAAAUAGUCUGAUCCACAGUGGACAGUCACCUACAUACACCAGCAAAUAGUCUGAUCCACAGUGGACAGUCACCUACAUACACCAGCAAAUAGUCUGAUCCACAGCAGACAGUCACCUACAUACACCAGCAAAUAGUCUGAUCCACAGCAGACAGUCACCUACAUACACCAGCAAAUAGUCUGAUCCACAGCAGACAGUCACCUACAUACACCAGCAAAUAGUCUGAUCCACAGCAGACAGUCACCUACAUACACCAGCAAAUAGUCUGAUCCACAGCAGUCACCUACAUACACCAGUAAAUAGUCUUAUCCACAGCAGACCGUCACCUACAUACACCAGGAAGUAGUCUGAUCCAUAGCAGACAGUCCCCCCCAUGCCCCAGUGAUCUGUACUCUUGUUAAUCCUCAAGACUUAGUGAUCUUUGUUGUAUUUUCUGAUCCUGGGAUCCAUGAAGUAAUAAACAUCAGUGAGACUCA